GUGAGACUUCAGAGGCCUCAGCAUCGUUUGAGAAAAGGUAAAAACUUUAAAGUCGGAGAUGGCAAAUGGACCCGCGCUGUCCACUGGCAGAGGUGGGCAAGUUUUCGUUGGAAGCGAAAUCAGAGAUUCCUUCUCACUGUUGGAUGUUCUCUAUGCAAAUCAGUUCGAAGGAGAGUCUUUUGAUCAAAAUCUUUUUGAGCAGACGGAGGAAAACUUUUACAGGGGGGCCCCACCCCAGUGGUUAAACUUUCACAUCAGUGAACAGGCAGUGUCAGCUGGCACUGGAACUCCUUUCAUUAAACGAGAUGGAUAUGACACACUUGUGGAACAAGUUAAAAGAAAACACUUUGGAAUGUCAGUGUCUGUUAAGCUGUUCCACAAGCCAGGAUGUGGAGGAACCACACUGGCCAUGCAGGUUUUGUGGGACUUGCGGAAAACCUUCAGGUGCGCCGUUUUAACAGGCUCAACCUCAGACAUCCCAAAUGCAGCAAAGGAAGUGGUGCAGCUCUUCACAGCAGGCAGCCGAGACUACCAGAACACUGUGCUGCUGUUACUGAAUGAUGAGCAGAUUUUGGAAGAUCUGCAAGAAAGCAUAAUGAUGGAGAUGGCCGGGCGGAAGGUAGUCGCUCAUAUGCCCGUGGUGACUUUGCUCAGCUGUGUGAGAAAGGAUGCAGUUCAAGAUGGCGACCAUGUCGUCCUACAAGCGUUCCUUUCUGACGCAGAGAAGCAAAAAUUUAAUGCGAAAAAGGAGGAGCUGAGCAGAAGGUACAGCGAUAAACAUGAACGAUUCCACGGCUUUAACAUAAUGCACACUGAUUUCUCUCAAGAUUACAUCAAACAAGCAUGCACAGUAUUCAGUACAGUCCGAAAGGACUGCAGACCGCUGAAGACCCAGCUUGCUGCCUACCUAUCCCUGCUGAAUGCUUAUGUUCCAGGCUCCUAUCUCCUGGAGUCUCAGUGCCUCCACUUUGUCAAGUGCAAAGAUGGAGACAAACCACUGGAGGACAGAAUGAAGCCCUUUAGUCAUCUCAUCGUCACCUUUCAACAGGAUGGGAUAAGAUCAGGAAAAAAAGUCUGCAUGGCUCACCCUAUGAUAGCACAGUGUUGUACUAAAUUGAUGGCUGAGGUAGAUGUGACCAGAAGCGACACAGCAAGAAACCUCUUGACCCGUUUGUGCAUAGAUGUGGUUCCUCCAUUUUUGUUUGGUUUUGUCAAAGACAUGCUAACCAAAAGAAAAGCAAAACCAGAAGACACAAAAAAAGAAGAGAACACAGUGGAUCAUACAGAAGUUAAAGUGGAAAAGUUUUCUAAACUGAUUCAAGAUAUUCAAAACAUGGAGGACAAGGCAGAAUGUGUGUCAGUUUUAAAGGUGGCGUCGUGGGUAUUUGCUCAGAAUCCAUUUUUUCCACAAGCACUUGCUCGUUUUUAUUACAUAGAACUAAAAGACUACAAGAAAGCAGAAAUGUGGGCAAACACAGCAAAGCAAAGAGAUCCCCGCAAUUCAUUUGUUGCUGACACACUGGGCCACGUCCAUAAGAACCAUUUGAAGAACGUAGAGUCUCCUGACCAACCACGAGAAGUUUUGCAGCUGGCCAAAAAGGCCAUUGAAGCUUUCAAACACGAAGAACAACUCGCCGAAAACGAACAAGGGACAGGCAUGAAAGACGAUGGCAACACCAAAGUCUCGCGUGUUUUUAACACCAGAGGGCUGUUUGGUUACCUGCAGGUGUGCAACCUUGUGUAUGACCUACUUGUCAGGCAGAACGAAACCUGGCAAAGAGUUCUCACAGGGAACGUGUCCAAGGGCUCUGUCCUGGAAUUACUUAGGAACAACAGGCUCUUUAAAUUUUACGAUCUAAUAAGCAGCCUGAGACCUGAGGUUGAGAAAAAAUGUGCAUUUUUUGAGAAAUAUCUGACUUACUCAAAAGUUGACAGGAAGAAAGAUGAUCCCCAGUACAUUUCCAAAGACACAUCAGAAUGCUACAGGAAGUACGUCAGAGACCCCGAGUCCAAACAGUUUGAACAAAACAGGGCUGGUUUCAUCCAGAAGCUUAAACAAAACCUGGCUGACACCUCUGCUGGAGAGCUCUCGUGUCUUGGAAGAGAAUACACUGAAUCAGAGCUUAAAGACAUAACUACACAGUGGGAAGAAAUCUUUCUACAAUCCUUUUGCGAAUCUUUAACUGCAAUUAGACGGAAAAUGCCCCUGAGCUCCAGCGACGCACCUGAGCUGCACCUGGUAACCCUCCUCCUGCGCUGGCCUUCAGACGGUGACGACAAAUGUGCCUUUGACCUUGGUCAAUUGAUCCAGUGCAUGCAACACUCUUACGAACAUGCAUAUGAGACAUACUUUCGCUCAAGGCACCUCCGCCCUCUUUUUUUCAUUGGAAAAGGGCGAGGCCUGAGCAAAAUUGUUCACAGAAAUGUCCUCGAGACGUUGUUUCUUGGGCAAAACAGCGGACAGAUACAAGACUGGAGCGAUGAGAAGGUUUUUCACAAUCCCAGGGUCCGAGAACGCCUUCUCAAAGUUGAAGGGGUGGUGCAAAACUACAGAGUGUGUGCGACUAUUGGUGGCAAAGCGAUCAAGGUUGAUGCAAACCUGCGAAACAGCCUCCGGAAACCACGCCAAGUUUUGUUUUACCUUGGGUUUACCAUCAGAGGUCCUGUCGCCUUUGGCAUUGAGACAAAAACUUCAGACAAGGCCUGCGUGGAUCGCCAGCGGGUCAGCUCUGACUGACAGGGCGAGCGCUACGGGAGCUCACGAUGAGGCGAUUGAUCUCAAAUGCAGCCUAUUAUGCUGCGAGAGCUUGAAAAACCACACAAGACCAGACGGACAUCGUCGAGUUUGUGACGAAGAUGAUCCAGACGCUGUCUGUGAAAACUUGACAGGGAUGAAGUACAUGAGGCCUCACGUUUCCCAGCCUGAGGGGCUGUGGUGAAGGACACACACAAUGUGAAGUGAUUUUUUUUUCAUCACGUGUCACAAUUUUUUUUAUCUUUUUUCCAUAUGAAACUCGUGUCUGGGUGCAUAUUUUGAAUUUUGGCAGUUUCAGCUCGCCAUACAAAACAAAUCUAUGGCAUUUGUAGUUGUACAGCUUAUUAAAUUCACUUUCUUUUCUACAGAUUUGUUACAUAUUUGUGUGAAACAGGAAAUGCUUUACUACAUUUCCUUCCUCAUGAAGGGUAUUUGUUGUUUUAAAUAGAACUAUUUUGUAAUGUUCCCACUUUUUUCUUUGAGUUUGUUUCUUUGAGUGAUGGUCAUUUUGUUGCAUCAGUUUGUAUAAGAUGUGUUACAUAAGCAAAUAAUCAUGAAUACUACAUCUCAUAAUUGUUUAACUUCGUAUUUUUGGACUCUGUCAGAAUGUACACUCAAAAAGGGGAAUCUGGCUGGCUGUUACAUUUACAUAUAUCAUGUAUUUUGUACAAUAUAAGUUGAGUGUGAUUAAAUCAUGUAGAAUUUGCUUAAAAUUUAACAACAUAAAACUGAUUAGAUUAAAUCAUUUUGAGAUAAACUGAUCCAAUCUGACUGAGUCUAGCUUUUAGCAGGAUGUGCCGUUUCUUCGCGUAACCAGAAAAAUCACGGUAGUCAUCGCGAGAAGUAGGUGAAAGCUCAGUUGUUGCGUGUAUAUGGAAAGGUAAGCAGAAAGACAUUAUCAUCCACCCAAAUGCAAAUGAAAUGCUGUGUAUAAAUAUAAUCAGCGGUUCGUCCAUGAUUUUCAACGAUAUAUAAAUGGCCACGAUAGUUUAUUUGUUAUUUAGUGGUAUUUUUAAUUAGACUUAAAAAGCCGACACCAUGUCCAUGGCUAAUUGUGGCGCGUAAGCUAACGCUAACCGAGUGGUGCCUAUUGUCGGCCAGCUGACGUUAGCUAAGCCAGCUAGUAUCUCCUCUAGAGAGCGCAGAAAAGGUUUGUUAGCUAAUAAAUGUUAGCGUCAACUAGCUAGCUAACCUUAGUUUUAGUUGGUAAUUAGUACCGGGGGAGCGAUGUAAACAUCGGCUCAAAUUCAUUAGCAGUUAGACUAAUAACGGGCUCAGCGAGGGGGUAUAUUGAGGGAUAUGAUGGCAUGCAGUGCGAACAGUGUUUGCAUGUGCAGUUUGUUUACAUACAGGUGUUAUCUGACCGGUACUAUUUAGAGCUUCUUACUAAACCGUAGGCUAGCUAGCUAGUUGACGCCAACAUCUACGGCUGCUAACGUUAGUUGUUUGCUGGUUCACAACACCAAUUAGGCUACAUUCUUCUGGUGGAAGUAUGAUGUAAAACGACCUAAGUGGCCUGACAUGGCGAUGUUAUGCUACAUGAGCGCUUUCCAUGUGUAGUUUCACAUUAUGUUGCGUAGCACUCAGCCAAGCCAACCAACCCUUUAAUGAGUACACACAGAGGGAUUCACGUUAGCUGCUCUCCUCAGGUAAAGCUAAGUGAUGAUAAAUCUCCUGUUGUGCAUCAUUAAAUAUGUUUGAGUUCUGAACGUUUGAUAAGUAAUUUAGCUAGUUAGCUAAUUUAUAAUCCUAGGUUGUCUAUCAGAAUUAUAUAGCUAGCUUGUAAACUAGCAUUAGUAUCAAAUGCAGCACAUGGGAUAAGUUUGCCUUCGGGGCUUUUUGCCAGAAAUCCACGGUUUAGGUUACCCUAAGCCCUGAAGGGUUUCUGGCAAAAAGCCCGAAGGCAAACUUCUCUCAUGUGCUUAAAUGCCACAUCACUUAAUUUAGCAAGCAAUAAUUUCUCAAACAUAUUGUA
Molecule: messenger RNA, 4730 nt
Organism: Chelmon rostratus (copperband butterflyfish)
Lineage: Eukaryota; Metazoa; Chordata; Actinopteri; Chaetodontiformes; Chaetodontidae
Product: sterile alpha motif domain-containing protein 9-like
Exons: 3
Coding region: 59-2737 (892 amino acids)
Cellular component (GO): cytoplasm
Source: RefSeq, a predicted model, not a curated record